Molecule: messenger RNA, 1253 nt
Organism: Prunus mume (Japanese apricot)
Lineage: Eukaryota; Viridiplantae; Streptophyta; Magnoliopsida; Rosales; Rosaceae
Source: RefSeq, a predicted model, not a curated record
UAAUUUCCUUAGAAGAUCUGCUUCUUGGAGGCAAUGAUUUUCGUAGCCUGCCAAGCCUCGCUGGUCUUUCAAAGCUCAAGGUCUUGUGUCUAACUGCAUGCAGAAAACUUCUUGCAAUCCCUGAUUUACCAACGAAUUUGUAUGUUCUGGAAGCAAUUUACUGCCCAGAAUUGGGAACAAUUCCAGAUUUUUCAAAAAUGUGGAAUAUGAGAGAAUUGUAUCUAAGUGAUUCGUUCAAACUCAAUGAGGUUCCAGGCUUGGAUAAGUAAUUAAACUCCAUGACAAGGAUUCAUAUGGAAGGCUGCACCAAUCUCACUGCUGAUUUUAGGAACAGAAUCCUACAGAGAUGGACUUCUUACGGAUUUGGUGGAAUUUAUUUGAAUGGAAUUUAUGAUAUUCCUGAGUGGUUCAAAAUUGUCAAUGAUGUGGACAAUAUCGUCUUCUUUGAAGUUCCCCAAAAAAUCAUGGGUCGUGAUUUAAAAGGGUUGACUAUAUGCUUCGUUUACUCUUAUUUUGUUUUUGGCCCAAAACUUGAUUCUGAAGGUCCUAUUGGCAUUAUCGUUAGAAAUCUUACCAAACAAACUGCUUUGCACACCAAGAUAGCAUUUGCCAGAUACGGAAGACCAGAACCCCAUUCGUUUUUGUCAAUUGAACCUGAAGACGAUUAUCUUUGGCAGGGACAAUUGUCAAACGAUGUGCUCCGUUUGCAAGGGGGGGACCAAGUCUCCAUUCUUGUAAGGCCUCUAGUUGAUUUUGUGGUAGUGAAGAAGACAGGGGUUCAUCUAGAAUGGGACAAAGUCAUGAAGGAAAAUAUGGAUAAUCCGGAUCCUCAUUUGUAUGAUUUGGAAACAAAUCGGGAUUUUUUCAGGGGAGUUGAUGACUCGUUGGAUCCUCAUUUGUAUGAUUUGGAAACAAAUCGGGAUUUUUUAGAUUUUUUGGCAGUGGAACCAAAUCGAGAAGCAAAUGACUGCCCAUAUCUGGAUUUUUUUGGGGGAACUGAUGAUGAGGCAAGACCAAGCCAUGACGCAUCUGUUCCCGGUGAUCAAGUGAGUGCUAUAGAUGAAGAAUCAGCAGUGGAAGACUAUCUACGUACUCGUUUGUCAUUGUCUAUCAUGGAAAAUCUGGAUUUUUCUGGAGAAGGUGAUGAUGGGGCAGGACGGAGCCAUGGCGCAUUUGUCUGCACUAAUCAAUCAAGUGCUGUAGAUAAACAAUUAGAAUGGGACGAAGUCAUGAAUCCGGAUCCUCAUUUGUAA